Messenger RNA from Fundulus heteroclitus (mummichog), 596 nucleotides. Its product is annotated as serine/arginine repetitive matrix protein 1-like. Lineage: Eukaryota; Metazoa; Chordata; Actinopteri; Cyprinodontiformes; Fundulidae. The record is from RefSeq and is a predicted model, not a curated record. Gene Ontology annotation, biological process: regulation of mRNA splicing, via spliceosome; mRNA processing. Gene Ontology annotation, cellular component: spliceosomal complex. Gene Ontology annotation, molecular function: RNA binding.
GCGCGCUUCAUCCGGCUUCCCACUCAAGAGUUUCACCGGGGCGACGCACGUCUUUCUCCACUGCGCCUGAAACGAUCGUAUUUCCACGAAAAUGGACGCGGGAUUUUUCCGCGGUACGAGUGCGGAGCAAGACAACCGUUUCAGCAAUAAGCACAAAAAAUUGCUGAAGCAGCUGAAAUUCGCAGAAUGUCUGGACAAGAAGGUGGACAUGACCAAAGUGAACCUAGAAGUCAAACCAUGGAUUACUCACGUUGUGACUGAGAUUCUGGGGUUUGAGGAUGAUGUGGUCAUAGAGUUCAUAUUCAACCAACUCGAAGAGAAGCACCCCGACAGCAAGAUGAUGCAGAUCAACCUGACGGGGUUCCUGAACGGGAAGAACGCCCGCGAGUUCAUGAGGGACCUCUGGCCCCUGCUGUUGAGCGCGCAGGACAACAUCGCCGGCAUCCCCUCCGCCUUCCUGGAGCAAAAGAAAGAAGAAAUCCGACAGAGACAGAUUGAACAGGAGAAGCUGGCUUCCUUGAAAAAGGUCGACCAGGAUAAGAAGGACAAGGAAGCACAAGAAAGGACUCGAUCAAAGAGCCCAAGAAGGUAAAGGG